AUGAACUCGCAAGGAAAUUUCAUUAUUAAUGGUCACAAUAAGGUGGUAGUUUUUCAUGCCAAAAAACCGCUGGCUCUUGAAUUGAAGUUUCUUAAUUCUGGACUAGUAGUCAACUUGUUAGAUGUCCUAAAAACAUUUUCCGUUUCGCCCGAAUUGCUAAAAUCAUUGUUUGAUGAAGAAAGUUUAAACAUUGCUGAUUAUCAGGAGGCUCAGGAAUUAGAAAUUGGAGUUAGUUUGCCGCAAUUUUUAUUUACUAACAGCAAAGGAAACUCUUACUUUAAUAUUGGAAAAUUGGGACGAAAAAAAUGUAAUCAAAAGAUGGACAUUGUUGAACAAUUAAAAGGCCAAACAUUAGCCGAAGAUUUGACUGAUAGUAAUGGCAAGGUUCUGUUGAAAAAAAAUGCUAUUUUCGAGGAAAAAAAUCUGCAAAUAUUACAGAGCGCUCUCCAAAAAAAAAAAAUAGCGGGAGUGGUGGUUCCUCACUCUACUAAUGAUUUAUAUGUUGUUAAAGUAAAAUCACCGCGAAAUGAAGAAAAAACUAUUUCGGUAGUUGGGAUUGCGGACAAAUUGUCCGAAGAAAAAACUUACUUUGAUGUGGCUGAUUUGAUUUGUGCGGUGGCGGGUUAUAUUAAUUUACAUCACGGUUUAGGUAACGCCGAAAAAGAGGAAGAUGAGGAUAAAUUAGAAAAUCAAAUCGUCCGCCGGGUCGGUGAUUUAGUUUACAAUAUUUUUGACAACAAAUUAGGCGGAUUUUUGCAAGAUAUCGAUAACAAAUACCUAGCUUAUAUUUCGCAAUUAAAAAAA
This is a messenger RNA of Entrophospora sp. SA101, 804 nucleotides long. The record is from the annotation of a GenBank genome assembly. Lineage: Eukaryota; Fungi; Glomeromycota; Glomeromycetes; Entrophosporales; Entrophosporaceae.